Messenger RNA from Asterias rubens (European starfish), 1482 nucleotides. RefSeq names its product tryptophan 5-hydroxylase 1-like. The transcript has 14 exons. The coding region runs from base 1 to 1482 and encodes 493 amino acids. NCBI's taxonomy places the organism in Eukaryota, Metazoa, Echinodermata, Asteroidea, Forcipulatida, Asteriidae. Gene Ontology annotation, molecular function: tryptophan 5-monooxygenase activity; iron ion binding. The record is from RefSeq and is a predicted model, not a curated record. Gene Ontology annotation, biological process: aromatic amino acid metabolic process. Gene Ontology annotation, cellular component: neuron projection.
AUGUCCUCUAAAAUUGUCCAAAGUACUUUACUCGGGAACCGAGCUGGUGAUUCGACAACUCGGCAGCACAGUGCGGACGACGCUAUAGAUAUGGCCAAACGAGAGGCAGACAACCAGACUAAACUGCGACGGGCCCGCCUCGUGCGACGGGUCUCGUUCGAUCUGCUGACAAGGAAACCAAUCGUCUUCUCCCUGAAGAACGACGUCGGUGCUUUGGCAAGGGCCUUGGGGACAUUAAAGGAAAAUCAGAUCCAAGUUUUGCACAUCGAGUCCCGGCGUUCUGAGCGCCGGAAAUCUGAGCUUGAAGUGUACGUGGACUGCGAGGGCAAGAAGGGACUCUUCAUGGAGCUUUUGGACCAGCUUCAACGGCAGAUGAGCUUCGUUCAGGAGCCGAUAAGUGACGCGAUAAAGAAUAUGGGGAGCAUUGAUGACGGACCUUGGUUCCCCCGGAAGAUCACUAACUUGGAUCAAACAGCGUGCCGAGUUCUCACAUACGGCACUGAACUGGAUGCAGAUCAUCCGUGUUUUAAAGAUGCUGAGUAUAGAAAACGGCGGAAGGUCUUUGCAGACAUUGCUUACCAAUAUCGCCACGGCCAGCCGAUUCCAAGGGUAAAAUACACAUCGGAAGAAACCAAGACGUGGGGCAGAGUUUUCUCUGAGCUGUCAAGACUUUAUCCGCGCUUUGCAUGCCGGGAAUACUACAAUAACUUACAGAUCCUGAGAGAUCAUUGCGGUUACAGGGAAGAUAACAUUCCUCAGCUGGAGGACGUGUCUGUUUUCUUGAGAGAACACACGGGGUUUCAGAUUCGACCUGUGGCUGGUUAUUUAUCAUCACGUGACUUCUUAGCCGGCUUGGCGUUUCGUGUAUUUCAUUGCACACAGUACGUACGUCACACCUCAGACCCACUCUAUACACCAGAGCCUGAUUGUUGUCAUGAGCUUCUUGGUCACGUGCCGAUGUUUGCCGAUAAAGCUUUUGCGCAGUUGUCGCAGGAAAUUGGUUUAGCGUCGCUCGGGGCGUCGGAUGAAGACAUCAACAAAUUAGCAUCGUGUUACUUCUUCACAAUUGAAUUUGGGCUGUGUAAACAACAAGGGAUGCUGAAAGUAUACGGAGCGGGCCUGCUCUCUUCCAUUGGUGAACUGCAACACGCGAUGUCAGCAGACGCCAAGACGUUGCCGUUCACUCCCAUCGAAGCCACGAAACAAGAAUGUCGUAUCACCACCUAUCAGGAUGCAUACUUCGUGUCAGAGAGCUUUGAUGAAGCCAAAGAAAUGAUCAGGGAUUACGCAAGCAGCAUCAGGCGCCCGUUCUCCCUCCGUUACAACCCUUACACACAGACAGUGGAUAUCUUACAGACGGCAGAUCAAAUCAACAGUGUCAUAGAUGAGCUUAAAGAUGACCUAAGUCUUCUCAGUAGCGUCUUGGAGAAGGUCAUGGUGCCUGAUGACGCCACCGGAGAGCAAAACAACAUACAGGAAUGA